Messenger RNA from Pungitius pungitius (ninespine stickleback), 3748 nucleotides. It is a transcript of the gene hps5, whose product is annotated as HPS5 biogenesis of lysosomal organelles complex 2 subunit 2. The transcript is spliced from 23 exons. Lineage: Eukaryota; Metazoa; Chordata; Actinopteri; Perciformes; Gasterosteidae. Gene Ontology annotation, cellular component: cytoplasm. The record is from RefSeq and is a predicted model, not a curated record. Gene Ontology annotation, biological process: developmental pigmentation. The coding region runs from base 135 to 3521 and encodes 1128 amino acids. Gene Ontology annotation, molecular function: protein binding.
AGGGAUAAUAUCGAUUUGUCGAAGCCAGGAAGUGCGCGCGCGCGUCAGCUGAGCGGAGCCGCGACCCCGUCGGCUAUCUGACGUCACAGCGGCGUGACCCACCGACCGCUGACUUUCUCCGCCGCCGCCGCCCGAUGGAAGGCAGCGGUGUGACGGCCGGGUGCGGACCAGCAGUCGGUCGCGGAAGACUGUCCCCAGUGAGCAUGCCUCAGGUACCGGUUGUGCCGGAGAACCACAGUCAUGUGCUGGCAGAGUUUGACUGCCUCGACCCACUUCUGUCUGCCCUCCGUUUGGACUCAGGCCGGCUCAAGUGUACCUGCUUGGGGGUGUCCAGAAAGUGGCUCGCUUUAGGAACAUCGGCAGGAGGGUUGCACCUGAUACAGAAAGAGGGCUGGAAGCAGAGGCUCAUCCUAACUCACAAGGAAGGCUCCAUCGCUCAGGUGGCAUGUUGCCCCCACGACGAAGACUUUAUCGCCGUUGCCACGAGUCAGGGUCUGGUGGUGGUGUGGGAGCUGCAGCUGGAGCGACGCGGCCGUCCAGAGAGGGUCAGCGUGUCGUGGGAACACCGAGGUCAGGCCGUCACUGCUCUCUGCUGGGACGCCAGCGCACUCAGAGUUUUUGUCGGGGACGCGGGGGGCAAGGUGUCCUUUCUCCGCGCAGGAUCCUCCAAAAUGGGCAAGGGGUCAGGAUUCGUCAUCUUCCCUGUGCAGACCGUCACCACGGUGGACUCCAGAGUGGUCCAGCUCGGCUACCAAGAUGGUCGCCUGCUGGUAUCGUCCCUGAGCCGCUGCUACCUCUGUGACACAGAAAGGGAGAAGUUCUGGCGCGUUGGAAAUAAGGAGCGGGAUGGGGAGUAUGGAGCAUGCUUUUUCCCUCAGAACAAGGGAUUAUUAGUUGGUCAGCCCCACCUGUUGUACUGUGCCCGACCGGGGUCUCGAAUAUGGGAGGCCAGUUUUAAUGGGGAGGUUCUGAGCACCCAUCAGUUCAAACAGCCACUGGCCUGUCCUCCUCUCCCUCUCAUCACUUACAGAGAUGAGCCACAACAUUACAACCCAGUGCCGAAGAGCCCACAGUCGAUUGCCUUCUCCAAACUGCUUUAUUUUGGAGACCAAAACCUGCUGACCUGGACUGACUCGGCUAUCUAUAUCUUCACGCCUCAGAACGGACAAGUCCUCCUGUGGACUGAAGUUAAAGACUUGGUUGACAUUGCCGUCUACCGCAACGAGCUCUUCUGUCUCCAUGGCAGCGGACGUCUGUCCCACCUCUCCCUGUUGUCCGCUGAGCGCUGUGUCGAGCGUCUGCUCCGCAGGGAGGCCUGGCCUCUGGCCGCCAUGGUCUGCUGUAUGUUCCAGCACGCCAUCACCACCAGCAGGGCAAGGAAAGCAAUUCCCAUGGAUCGCCUUGAACACCUCAGGUCCCAGCUCAGCUCCAGCACACACCCGGAGCUCAGCGGCCAGCUGGAGGAAAUCAUCACUAAACUUGAGCCUUUGGACUCCGCCUCCAGCAGCCGAAGAAGUAGCAUCUCCUCUCAUGAGAGCUUCAACGUCCUGGACUGUGGAAUCUACCGUGUGAUCAGCCGCAGAGGAAGUCAGUCGGAUGAGGAGACGAGUUCCAUCAUCAAUCACUCCAUGUCAGAGGAGGAGCGGCUCAAAGAGUUCAGUUUUGCGCAGGAGGAGGAUCCGGUGGAUCACGAUCCACAGAGCGGUGAGCGUACGGAGGCUGAGCGAUCCGAGCAAGGCAUGCAGUUCCACCUCCCCCUCUCGUUCCGUCCCAAACCCCCUCGCAUCGCUCUGCAGGCUGUCAGAGACAGUGUUUCUAGUUUUGUUAAGAAGACAACGGAGAAGAUCAACACCCUCCAGAUGAACUCUGAGCUGUGGCAACGACCUGAAUUCAGGGACAGCGGACAUUCUGAAAUCUCAGCCUCAGCCUCCUACUCCGAGGAAAUGGACAAUGAAGUUUACAACGAAAUGCCGAGCACGGAGGCCGACCUGCAGACGCUGCGGGCAGCGACAGAGCGAGCGACCUCCCAGAUCCAAGAUCCCUCGGUGCUGCUGGACCCAGGCCGCCUGGGAGAAACUCUGCAGGAGUGGCUGACGGUGCUGCAGGGAAUUCUCGGUCCUGAAGAGCUCCGGUCGACUGCACCCGGCGAUUCGAGUGUGAACGAACCCGGAGAGGAGAGGUCGGAUUAUCUGAACUCCCGCUCAGAGCAACAAGGUGGCCCGUCGGACAGCAUCACAGAGGAGAAGAAAGAAGAGUUUGGUGAGCUUGUGGAAAAAGAGGACAAGUGGGAGAUGAAGCCUGAUGGUUCUAAUGGGAGCCAUCCAGUUCCUGUUCGAGUGGAGUCUCCCGAAGCUUUACCAUCCGAUCUCCUGGAAGGUCUCACCCAGCUGGCAACGUUGUACACGGAGAUGAGCUGUUUUAGAAAGCAGGAAAAUGAAGCCGUAAGUUGCACGAUUUUCCUGCGCUCCUACUUCUUCCUGCUGGACCAAGAGCGUGUGAGGAGGAUGUGCCUGAUGUGUUAUCGAGAUCAGCCGGAGGUGCAGCGCUCCUUCAUCGAGGCAAUGCUAGAUCUCACUCAGUCCAGCAAGGUGGUGGAGGUUAUUCAGCGAGGGGAUCUGCUGAGAUCACUGCGCAGUCUGAGAGAGCUGCAGCCCUGGAGCGCCCCCCCACUCCUCGCUCACCUACACAGGCUGUAUCAGAAGCACGGGGAGGCGGCUGUUCGCUCAUUUCCGCAGUUCUAUCCCACCAUAAGUGCUGCUGAUGUAAUGACGAUGGCUCAGCAAGACCACUUCCUGGCCUACCUGGAUAAUCUGGUCCAAUCACAGACUGAGGAGCACAGAUUGUCAUUUCUGCAGUGCCUCCUUGAACCAGAAUCACUCAGACAGGAUUGGCUGGAGCUGGCACUUACCCACGAUGCCCCUCAACGCUGUGAUACCAUCAGCCCUGAUGGACAUCCCAGGUGGCAUUCUCAUUGUUUCAGCUGGGGCUAUGGGCGCCUGCUGUCUCUCCUGAUCCGUCUUCCUGCAGACUUGUCCUCCAAGCAGAAGAUGGCAGAGUGUUGCCGCAGUCACGGGUACUGGACGGGCUACAUCUUCCUCUGCUGUGAGCUGCAGUGUCGAGAAGAAGCACUCACCACCGUGUGUCAGCUGGACGACAUCAGUCUGCUGGAGGAAGCUGAUGGUGUCGUGCCUCAGACCUUGGAGGAGUGGAAGCUCCUGAUCCGGUUCUCUCAGCGAUGCAGCAGUGCGGGGGACUCGCAGCAGGGCGCCGGUGUGAACGGCAGCGGCUCAGCGGAUUGCGGCGGAAAGAUCGACCCGGAGAACCUGACCCUCAUGCUGGCACGAGCAGCCGGGCCUGAGCGCGCCAUGGCCGUCCUGGAGGAGUGUCAGGUGCAGUUGGUCCUUUCGCCACACUCCAAGCUGGUGUGUGAGCUUCUGAGGGUCACCGAGACGAGGCAGAGAGCCAUGAUCCAAACGAUGCUUGAGCGCUGUGAUCGCUUCCUCUGGUCUCAGCACGCCUAAAGAAAGAUCAGCUGCUGCUCCUCUGCAACAAAUAACAAAACUAACACUGUGUGUAACUGCUUCUGUGCACUGGAAUAUUUGUAAAAGCUUUCUAGUUUAAAUGAAGGUACAUAUCCUUCUAGUGAAGUACUUAAAUGUGUUUUUUGCAUGUUCAGAACAAAAAAGUCAACAAUUUCAGUGAAAUGUCCAAACAACUGAUACCAUGUAAAUAAAAGUUUGGGAUUUCA